UAGGAGUCGAGGUAGGUUCCUCGGCAAGGGCAUGGAAACGGAGGACGCGCCAGGUCCGUCGAAGAUGGCGUCGAAUGCGAAGGCCAAGCGAACUGGAGGAGGCCGGAGGGAGUUUCAAUUCUGCUCGGUGUGCAGGUGCAACCACGACCAAGGGAAUCGCCACAGGUACUUCCCCGGCCACGUCCGCUCGCUCACCACCCUCCUUUCUCGUUUCCACCGCAAGAUCUCCGAUCUCCGCUCCUUUGUACGAAAUCCUUCCCUUCUUCUCCCCGAGCACGACGCUGCUCUCAAUCGCCUCUGGUGCAUCUUCUGCAGUUGUGAUCUGCACGAGACAGACAGCCUCUUCGCACGUAGUAAUGCGAUCAAGCAUCUGGCGAGCUCAAUGCAUCUGUUGAACCUGAAGAAUUUCCUAGAGAAACACGGAGGAGGGAUGGAUCGGGUCGAUUCUUUUAGGGUCUCUGAAGCAGAUCUAGUGAAGUGGGAGAAGGGCUGUGAGGCUUUAAAAGGUGCAGUGCCAUUUUCUUGCAAUAGGACUAUUGAACCAUCGCUUGGCUCAUCAAAAGAUAUCCAACAUGCAGUUACCUCUAACAUUGAAGAAAAUUCUGUCCAUUCUACUUUCUCAUAUAUUUCUGAUUCUGUUAUACCUUUACAAAAUCUUACCAAUGAGAAUUAUGUGGAAUACCAUCCAAAAGUUAAUGGAUUCCCCAUCAGUGGCUCCGUUUCAAAUGCUGCUACUUCCUGUUCAAUAAGCAUGGAGGGAAAUGAUGACCUUAAUAAUGCCUGUAUCUUUGGAAGCCCUUCAAGGCAAUUAUCAGUUAGCACAUCCACUUGCUAUGUGAAGAACGUGAUUAGACUGCCUCCAAACAAUUCAAUUGAUAAGCGAAUUGGCUCUGCUGGAGAUCCCAACCAGGCGUUGCCAGAGCCCACUCUAAGAUCCUUGUCUUCAGAAGUCAGCCAACUGAAUGUGCAUGCCGGCGGUCCACCGCCUUGGUUUGAGAUAAGCGAAGGCCAGGGAAGCAAUGUAACGAAAGAAGAUACAAAUACUAACACACUAGCCUCUCAAUCAUUUCACUCCAUGAAGUCAAAAGAGCUAAAUCCAAAACGCGUGGGAGCUGCAUGGGCUGAAAGAAGAAGAGCUGAACUAAAGAUGGAGAAGAGAGAAAUUGUCUCAAAGAGUUGGCUUCCGAAUUUUGGUAGUGUGUGGCAAGAAGGUACCCGAAAGAAAUCUCGAAAAGAAUUUGAAAUGAGAAAUAGGAUACAUUCCGGUAAUGAGAGCCCAUCCGAGAUUUCACCUAAGGUGCAGCCUUACAUUAGCAAAAGACACCGCUCAUCUGAUUUGCGGGGGGCACCCGACAUUUAAUCAAGCAGUUCUGACUUUUACUCAGGAUCCUUAUCGGUCUUAUUCAAAACGAUUCUCGGGCUCAUCCCUCAGACCUUGCAUUUUCUGGAGCCCUAUGUCUUGGAGUUUUCCUCUUGAAAUUUCAAAGAGUAUAAUGAAGUUUUGCAAAUGUUGUACAGCUUAGUAUUAUCUGUUUACCUGGUUCGAGACCUUCACAUCUUGGACAUGUAGUAAUCAAAACAGUGAGGCGACUUAAAAGCUGACGUGUGUUGAUUUUUCUA
This is a messenger RNA of Zingiber officinale, 1620 nucleotides long. Its product is annotated as TITAN-like protein. The transcript has 6 exons. The record is from RefSeq and is a predicted model, not a curated record. The coding region runs from base 32 to 1360 and encodes 442 amino acids. NCBI's taxonomy places the organism in Eukaryota, Viridiplantae, Streptophyta, Magnoliopsida, Zingiberales, Zingiberaceae.